Messenger RNA from Anopheles funestus (African malaria mosquito), 4217 nucleotides. RefSeq lists its product as uncharacterized. The transcript is spliced from 3 exons. NCBI's taxonomy places the organism in Eukaryota, Metazoa, Arthropoda, Insecta, Diptera, Culicidae. Gene Ontology annotation, molecular function: zinc ion binding. The record is from RefSeq and is a predicted model, not a curated record. Gene Ontology annotation, cellular component: nucleus. The coding region runs from base 1203 to 2954 and encodes 583 amino acids.
CUGUAUUAUUCGCUGUGCUUCCCUGCCGCUGUCAAAAAGGGCCUUUCGACGAGGCCUGAAUUUACACUGACUUGGGCUGCUAUUUGUUGCCAACAAGCAAAGUUCAUCUCGGCUGGGCGCAAGGAGGCACGAAGCGGGACUGGACAUAUUUUUGUUUAUAAUAUAUAUUUGCUACCCCUUUACGGAAUCGAUUGCGGCAAAGUGUGUAGCGUACGGAAUACGACGCAUCAUCAUCCAGCGAGCAGCCCGUACGGAUGCAGGUUGUGCUCUGCGUAAGUUGGUAACAACAGGGGUUUCCAAUGUUGGCCGCACGGGGACGGUAGAGGCAGAAAAGUGAAGACCCCAGCAAAGUAGCAGCAGCAGCAGCAGCGCCCGUGGUUUGUAGCUGCGGAGUGCGCGCAUGUGUUUUGACCGUGUGAAAACAUUCAUCGCAACUUCUCUUCCACCACCCGCUCAACUCUCCCCCCACACACACAAACACACGCACAGAUCCGUGCAAGUUGGAAAGUGUUGCAAGAAAGGCACGAGAAGCCAAAAGGGAAAAAAACUAAACAUAAAAGCCUGUGGGAGAAAGAAGGAGAGCAGCAACGGUAAAGCGGUGUGGAAAAAGCGAAAGCGCUUGUACCAAACGUACGGCAUCGGGAGAAGGAGAAGAAACAUAGCGUAAAUCUCAGCGCCGCGUGUGUGUGUGCGAGAGGAGGAAAGGUGUAAAAGUAAAGACGCGCGCGUGUGCUAGAGCGAGAGGAAGCACGAGAGAAAGACAAGGGCGGAACGAAACCCAGCCUACUCAUUCCAUCAAAGAUCCGUCAAAACCAUCGAACAUUUUUUUUUUUUGGUGGGAUUCCGUCGUGUAAAUACUCCAAAACAAAUCCGCAGAUAGAGAAGAAGAAGCGAGGAAAAACACGCCUCAACGGACCAAUUUUUAAUGGCAAGUGGUUCCGUUUCAGCUUGAACACGGUGGGUUUUUUAAUUUUCUCCGUACGGCGGAGGCCGCGUCGCAUUGUCAUCAUUCCACGAACGGCUAUUUUCCUAGCCUGUUUUUUUUUAACAAUUACGGUUCUGCAAUAUCAAACGGAAGUUUGUAAACAAAGUCGCUCAAAGUCUGCGGCAAGCAGCAACAGCAGCAGCUUGGAUUGAUCGAGUGCUUUUUUUUCCUGUUCGUUGGUUGGUGGAUCCUUGAUAAGUGUUCCUGUACCGAUACAAUGGAGAUCGAUCCGCUACAUACACAGAUUCAGGAAAAUCAGUUCUGCCGGUUGUGCUUUGCACAAGCCUGCGAACUGUACGAGCUGUUCCCGGGUGCAGUGAAUGAAAAUGAAUCUCUGCUGCUGAAAAUACUCGAGUUGUUAAAUGUCGCGAUAACCUUCGAUGAGGACCUGGGCUCGUUCAUAUGUGGCAAAUGCGUAACGAUGGUUGAAGACUUUUUCGAGUUCAGGGACAAGGUGAAAGAAAAUGAUCUGCUUCUACGCGAAAAGCGCAAAUCGAUUGAUCAUGCAACGGCCAUCUAUAACGUCGUCAGCAUGCAACCGGACGCAACGAACAGUAGCGCCUCCAACGGUGCGACAGGUGCCGGCAGUGGCUCGGAGCUGGGUGCGGGCGGGAUCGAUGAACCACACGUUGGGCUCGAUCAGCGCAUCUCGAUCGACGGUGGUCCACCACUGAACGGAAAUAUAAUCGAGUUUAAGAAGCAACUGUUUACCGCCUCACCGGCCCAGAUCGGUAUCUGGUUGUGUGUGGCAUCCGGAAGCGACAUACAGUGUCCAGCCGCGAUCGAGGUGGAUGAUAACAUACAGGUGGUGGCCGAAAUAGGGCAACACAAUCACGGGCUGCCCGUAUCGGUGCCGGAAAAUCCACCCGAAACGACACCGACCAAACAGCAGCCACAGCACCAACAGCCACAGUCCCACCAUCAUCCGCAGCAUCAUCAGCCAGCGCAGGAGCACCAUCCGCACGAGGAGGACACGAUCGUGGUGACGACCGAUGGUACGCCCGCUAUCUUAUCCACCACCGCCGGUACGACGGUAGUCGCAAACACCUCAUCACGCGGUAGUAUCGGUGGCCCGGGCAGCAAAGCAACCUCGACCUCGUCGUCCUCAGCGAAGAAGAAAAAAACGCGCGACCAACCGUCGAAGCGCAAGGUUUCGAACGACAUACUGGUUGGGGACGGAUGGUUAACCGACGUUACGACGUACAAGCGCAACCAUUACCAGCUGGUCACGAAAGACGGCUACCAAACGUUUCUCAUCUACAACGGGUACCGGUUCCGGACGCAGCAAAAGAUCCGCAACGGUAUUGCGGCGUGGAAGUGUGCGUGGAACGGACGGAAAGGUUGCCAGGCCAUACUGCACAUUACGGAGGACUAUCAAAAGGUGCGGGAAGUGGGUUCCCCUCACAACCACGAACCAUCGUUGCGUGAUCGUAUCAUCGCGAACAAACCGACCAAUGGGAAUACGUCGGACCAGAGCCUCAUCAUGCAGUCGGACAGUGAGGAGUUGGGCGAGAUGCACAAAAUUACCGCCACGGUAAAUGUCGGUUCGACGAGCAGUACCGGAACGCUGGCCGGUGAAACGAUAACCCUUGGCGGUGGUGCAACGGUGGUCGCCAUUACGACAGCCGGCGCGAACGCUUCCGUUAAUAGCAGCACCUCGACGACGGCCAACGCUACGUUAGACCUUACCUCGGAGAUGGAUUUCGUGCAGCAGAGCAGUAACAGUGGCAGUGAGCUGAUCACCACCACGACCAGCACUACCGGUGGUUCAUCCUCCUCGUCAGCCGAUCCGCAGGGUACGACGGCGGGGCACCAUACGCAGCACCAUCACCACCAUCAUCAUUCGCAUCAUACGCAUGAAGUGGUUGGCGUCGUGGACGAAGUGGUCGGCAAAGAUGAUACCACCAUGUCGAUGGAUAUAGAGGAAAUCAUACGCCCGCACGUAGUGCUGCAUCCUACCAGCGAGUAAUGUGCGCCAAUGUGGGAAAGCAAACAUCGGCCCCGCCAUUUAAAUGCCACCAGCACCACCAACACCACCACCACCACCAUCGCCGUCGCACGUCCGCGUCAUGUGAGAUCGCUCCAAGAUCCGAAGAUGAAGCGAAUAUGUCUCAUGGAAUGAAGAAAGCAGCAGUAGUACGUAAAACUGUCGGAAGGUUCUAAAACUGCACGCCACGCUACUAUUGCUGCUACAUUCACAUCUCCAACAAGGAGAAAACGCAUGACGGUGUGAGUGCCACGAAACAGGCGGUAAAUGGGACAUGUUUGAUAAACGGAAGAAGCAAAAUGAACUAAAAAAAAUGUAAAAAAGCCGCAUAUAGCAGUUAGAGAGAGAGAGAGAGGCAGGGGAAGGAAGGGGGUCUUGGGAAGUUAGGUCGGAAAUAUUAGGGGUGGUCAUUUUAUUUUUGUUUGUUUUGGACAAAAUGCUCCUGGUUGAUGGCGGUUGGGCACAGCUACAUUACGCUAUUAUAUGUAACAUUUGUUUCGUUUUAUUUGCAUAAGUACAUAAAUGUAUCUUCCCACUAGGUAUCACGAGCUACUUUUCGUAAGAAAGGUAGAAAUGGUGACAAAAUGGAAAAAAAAUCACCCACACACACACACACACAGACACACUGUACCGUUCUUAUUUUAAACGAAUUCUUAUCGUGGUAGAAUCAAGCGAGCCAGGUAGGCAUCAAGUAAAAAAAAAACAACGGGAACGCGGCGAAAUGUAGGAAUGGUAGAUUUUAAAACAGAAAACAAUACAUAAAACAUUAAGUACUACAAAACCCAAACCCCUUUUACGCGGAAAGAUCAAUCUAGGCUAGGAGGGAGGGGGGGGGGGGGGUACACAAGAUCGAUUUUUCCUUCUUUUUUAACAACAUCUCUGUUUGGUUUACGUGUAUUAAGGACGUGCGUUUGUUUUAUGUUUUACAUCCUCUCUUCUUCCCGUCACCCCACUCGUCCUCGGUGUACUACAGUUUGUUCUCCACCCGCCCGAAAAGUCCUUCUUAUUUCUCUUCUAGACCGUAAGUGCAAAAAUUGUCAUAAUAGGUAGGCGUUAAGAAGGAUGUGAAGAAAUAUAUACAUAUAGUUAUAUAUAUAUAUAUUAUAUACAUAAAUGCAAAACAGAUACAGUUAAGAAGGAUUGAUUGUACCCUUUUUCGCCAAAAAACAAAACAAAAAAACAAAACAACGAUACACAACACGUGCAAACCGAUGUGCAAGCGAUGUUUUGCUCUUUUGCCACCAC